CGGGACCGGAGCCGCUCGCGCCGUGUGUAGAAGGAGGAGUUGUUGUUGUUGUUGUUGUUUGUUUGUUUGUUGGUGUCAUGAGCUUCUGACAGCGGCUCCGGGCGCCGCCGGCUCCUCCUGAGCGGAACAUGAAGCGUCUCUGUCGGAAGCUGGCGGUGACCGUGGCGCUGCUGGUGUGGCUGGGAGCGCUGGUUUACCUGCUGGUGCUCAGCCGGAGGAGGCUGCCGGAGCUGGGGGCCGGGGCCGGGGCCGGGGCGGGAGGAGCCGGAGGAGGAGGCGGAGGAGAGACGGUCAACAACCAGAUCUCGGAGGCGGAGUGGGAGGACAUGCUGGACGGGUUCGACGAGCGGAGUUACCUGAGCGCCCGGCGCUGGAAGCCCGGCGACGACCCGUACACCCUGUACGCCUUCAACCAGAGGGAGAGCGAGCGCAUCCCCAGCAACCGAGCCCUGAGGGACACCAGACACUACAGAUGCACCACCCUUCACUACGACUCUGAUCUUCCUCCAACCUCCAUCGUCAUCACCUUCCACAACGAGGCCAGAUCCACCCUGCUGCGCACCAUCAGGAGUGUUUUAAACCGAACUCCGGUUCAUCUCAUCCAUGAAAUCAUCCUGGUGGACGACUUCAGCAUCGACGGUUUUGAUUGGAGUCUCCAUUUCAAGUGGGAGCAGCUGUCGCCGGAGCAACGGGCUCGUCGGCUCGACCCGACUCAGCCGAUCAAGACGCCCAUCAUCGCAGGCGGGCUCUUUGUGAUUGACAGGUCCUGGUUCAAUCACCUCGGCAAGUACGACACCGCCAUGGACAUCUGGGGCGGAGAGAACUUCGAGAUCUCGUUCCGGGUGUGGCAGUGUGGUGGCAGUCUGGAGAUCCUGCCCUGCAGCCGAGUGGGUCACGUCUUCAGGAAGAAACAUCCGUACGUCUUCCCCGAGGGAAACGCCAACACCUACAUCAAGAACACACGUCGCACAGCGGAGGUGUGGAUGGACGACUUCCGACUCUUUUACUACUCUGCUCGGCCUGCAGCUCGAGGGAAAUCCUACGGAGAUGUCCACGGACGAGUGGAGCUCCGCAAGAAGCUCAAGUGCAAAUCCUUUAAGUGGUACCUGGACAACGUUUACCCUGAGCUCAAGGUUCCAGAUGACUCGGACUCUCGGUCCGGGCCAAUCAGACAGAGGCAGAACUGUCUGGAGUCUCGCAGGCUGGAGGGACAGGAGCCGCCCGUCCUCACGCUGGCGCCCUGCAUCGGAACAGAGGGGGUCCCCGCCAUCAACCAGGAGUGGGUGUACACUCACGGGCAGCAGAUCCGUCAGCAGCAGCACUGUCUGUCUCUGUCCACCACCUUCCCCGCCUCCCAGGUCCUGCUGAUGCCCUGCAACAUGGCCGACGGCAAGCAGCGGUGGCAGAAGUCCGGGACUCACCUGGAGCACCUGGUGUCCCGGUUCUGUCUGGACUCGGAGAUGGCUCUGGACGGGAUGGACUCGUCGCGGAUGCUGGUCAUCAGCCCCUGUGAACUGACGGCGUACACACAGAGAUGGGAGGUGCCCUUCUCCUGACCCCCACCCCCCUUCCUCACCUUUUGACCUUUCACCUGCAAAAAUCUGCCCUGACGCCGGUUCUCCAGCUCGCCACCUGCUGCUCAGACGGUGGAGGUGCACGGCUGCGUCCUGUCGAGUCGCUGCGGUGACGAGAGUCGAACAGAAGGUCGACGGACGCUUUGUCUCUUUAGCGUUAAACAGGAGAAGAAAUCCAGUAGAGAACUUCAGCAGGACUCAAAUCCUGAUUCUCACAGGAUGGAGGCUGGAUCGAAACUUUGCCGAAGGAGGAGACGCAUCAGGAAAGAUUGUUUGGGCCGGAGAUUAUAUCCAUAAAGUUGAAGAGUGGAAUCAAGUGCACCUUAAAACAUUGAACUGUUCAACUGUUCAAAAGAUUUGAGUCGGACAGAAGCUUUGCUCGAGGGAAAAAAAGUUACUGAGAGAAUGUUUCCUGGAAUCUUUUGCAGUGAAGGUGUUUGUUGUUGAAGCGGUUUGAGAAUUUGGGAAUUAAAACCAAGCACAACUGAAACUUUUA
Pleuronectes platessa (European plaice) is the source of this 2070-nucleotide messenger RNA. It is a transcript of the gene galnt14, whose product is annotated as UDP-N-acetyl-alpha-D-galactosamine:polypeptide N-acetylgalactosaminyltransferase 14 (GalNAc-T14). The record is from RefSeq and is a predicted model, not a curated record. The transcript is spliced from 12 exons. Lineage: Eukaryota; Metazoa; Chordata; Actinopteri; Pleuronectiformes; Pleuronectidae. Bases 129 to 1556 code for a protein of 475 amino acids. Gene Ontology annotation, cellular component: Golgi apparatus.